Messenger RNA from Teleopsis dalmanni, 2719 nucleotides. Its product is annotated as BUD13 homolog. Gene Ontology annotation, biological process: mRNA splicing, via spliceosome. The coding region runs from base 94 to 2478 and encodes 794 amino acids. Gene Ontology annotation, cellular component: RES complex; U2-type spliceosomal complex. The transcript is spliced from 2 exons. Gene Ontology annotation, molecular function: RNA binding. Lineage: Eukaryota; Metazoa; Arthropoda; Insecta; Diptera; Diopsidae. The record is from RefSeq and is a predicted model, not a curated record.
AAACAGCUGACAUUUUUAGCGUCAAAUGCAAGUUCACUGGUACAUUUUUUAGCUAAUGUGUUAAGUGAAUUUUUAAUAAUAAUAAUUUAAAUAAUGUCCGCACAUGGUGUUACAAAAAUUAAUCAAAAAGAAUAUUUGAAGAAAUAUUUAUCGGGCGAGAAAACAAAAAAGAAAAAAAAGGAUAAAAAACACAAGGUAAAACAUGGCGUUAGCGUGAAAAUCAUUGAUGAUGAUGUUGGCGCUUCAGGAAGUGGUAUUAAAAUUGACGAGGAACUGUUACUAACAGGAGAAGAUGCACCGCAAAUUGUGGGUGAAUACGUUGAGGAGCGCACGGAUGAAGGUAAAAGUAAAUGGCGAAGUAUAGCAGUAAAGGAGGAAAAGGAUGUUGAUAAACAAGCAAGAAAUAAAACCGAUGAUGACAAAUGGGGAAUUAAGUCGAGAAAUAUUAAAACAGAAAUAAAAGCAGAACCUUUAUCACCUAUAAGGAAUAAAGGUAAAAAUGCUAAUGAUAGAAACAGACGAAGUAAGUCUUUAGAACUAUCACCACAACGCAAAUGCAAUUAUAGGGAUAAAAAUGUAGAAAGACAACGUAGUAGUAACUCUGAUCAGUCACCUCCGAGAAAAAAGUCAUCUGAUAGUCAUCGCCGAAGAAAUUCAAAUGAACACUCAUCACGCCGCCAAAAUAGUGUAGCUUCAAAUAGUGACCAAUCUCCACCAAGAAAAAGAUAUGAGAGUCCAAGACGGCAAAUAUAUGAUAGUGAUUAUUCAUCUCCAAGAAGGAGAAGAAGUUCUGAUAGACUACAACGACGUGAUUUACCAUUGCACAAAAAAGCAGGAAGAGAACCAAAUAAAUCUCUUAAUAGUAAUCAAUCGCCACCUAGACAAAGAAAAGGUAGUCUAAAUAAUCAACGAAGGAGUAGCAGCGAUCAGUCGCCACCUAGAAAUUUAAACCGAAAUAUAAAUCGUAAGAGUGAUCAAUCUCCACCAAAUCAAAGAAAUCGUAAUCCCAAUAGACAAUAUAGAAGUGAUAGCAUUCCAUCUCCACCUAGAAAAGGAAAUCACAGUGCUCAGCAACGAAGACGUGACAGUGAUCAAUCACCACCAAGACGGAGAAAACAUAGUCCCAAUAGGCAACGUAAAAGUGAUAGUGAUGCAUCUCCACCUAGAAAAGGAAAUCAAAGUGCUCAGCAACGAAGACGUGACAGUGAUCAAUCACCACCAAGACGAAGAAAACAUAGUCCCAAUAGGCAACGUAAAAGUGAUGACGAUCCAUCUCCACCAAGAAAAAGAAAUCAAAAUCCACUUCGACAACGACGUGAUAAUGAUCAGUCACCACCAAGAAGAAGAGAUUAUAGUCCAGAUAAACUAUAUAAAAAUGAUGGUAUGCAAUCCACAAAAAAUUUAAGAAGCCCUCAACGACAGACACGGGACAAUAAUCAAUCUUCGCCAAGAAGGCGAAAAGUUAGUCCCGGUAAACGUAGUAGUGAUAGUGACCAAUCUCCACCUAGAAAAAUAAAGAGUCCUCAACGACAAAGGCGUGACAGUGACCAAUCACCACCAAGAAGAAGAAAUCACAGUCCUUCUAGGCAAAAAUAUGAUAACUCAAAUGAUUCUUUCGCGCGCGGUAGAAAUGAAGACAGUGACCAAUCACCGCCACGAAGAAAAGUAGAAAAUACCGCAAGAGGAAAAAGACAUGAUAAUGACUUUUCACCAGCAAGAAGGCGAUCAGAAAUAAGACAACGUAGUAAUUCUGCUGACCACUCGUUAAGUCGACAAAAAUUAAACAAGCAAUUACCAUCAAGGCCAAGUCACACUCCCUCACCACCACCAACGCAUAAACCCAAAGUAACAAAAACUUUAGAUGGCAAGAAAGCAGGUCUACAAGAUGCAAAAGCUUUGAAAAAAGAAACUGAAGAACGUCGUCGUAAGGAAGAACUUAUGUAUGCCAAUAUGUCGCAUGAAGUGUCUGGACGUGACGCAGAAGUUAAAGUACGUAGUACAGGGCGACGUGGUAAACGUGCACGAGAUGCUCAAGCGGAAGAUCCUGAAGUUGAACGACAGAAAGCGGAAGAAAAACAAAAACUUAAAGAACAAUAUGAACGUUUUGGUAAAGGCCUUAAACAAAUCGAGGAUCAUCGCCAACGCACUGAAGAUCAGAAGUACGAGAGUAGUAAACCUUUAGCACGUUAUGCAAACGACGAAGAUUUGGAUAAGUUUUUGCGUGAACAGGAACGUGUUGAGGAUCCAAUGUUGGAGUAUAUGCGUAAAAGGAAAAAGGAGCGUCAGCAAGACGACGAUAAACCAAAAAGACCUAUUUAUGAGGGACCAUAUCCAGAAAAUCGCUUCGGCAUACGUCCCGGUCAUAAGUGGGAUGGCGUUGAUCGCUCAAAUGGUUAUGAAAAGAAAUGGUUUGAUGUGCAAAACAGUAAACGCGCUCUACAGGAUGAAGCUUACAAGUACAGCGUAGAGGACAUGUGAGAUGUUUGGAGAUUUCUAUUCCACCGUAGCAUAACUGUUAUUAUGCAUUAUGGAUUACAUAUUGGAAUUUUAAUAUUAGGAAAUAUAAAACUAAUUGUAUUCUCUUAUAUGAUAAUUAAGACUAAAUGGAUUUAGAUGAAUACGUUGGAUAAAAUGUACAUCUGUGGAUAUGUUUUUUCCACGCUCGUUUCUGAUCAACAAAAUUAAAGUGAAAAGAGAGAAUCGUCACAUUUAAUAUAUU